GGUGCUUUAUGAAACAUGGAGAAUAGUGGCAGAAAUGAAAAAGGCGUCUGCAAAAACUGAAGCUGUCACAGAUAAUAUAAAUAAAUAAAUAUUCAGUGAAUUUAAAUGCAAAAUACGUUUAUCAAUUAUAUCUUUUUGAUAUCAGAUGGGUUUUGUGAUGAUGCAUCAAUUAAAAGAAGUGUGAAUAGUGCCCUAGCUGUGAUUUUAAAAUAUAUGACCUCUUUAGAUUAAAAGUAUGGCUGAGUUAAACGAAUCGAAAGUGUUCCUGAACGAUCCGGCUUUCAUUAACCCAUUGCCAAUAGAAUCUCAGGAAACUCAAAACGUCCUAGGAGAGAAGGAUGCAUAUGCAGAGAGUGAUCCAAUAACGCUAUCAGAAAAUGACGCAUUGAAUCCAGAAAAUGAACCAGAAGCCCUUACUCCUGCCCAAGAGAUGAUGAUAGAUCAGCUUUUGUCAGAAUCUAAUCUUGAAAAUGAAAAUCCGAAAGAUAUUUCUAAAGAGGAUGUAUUUAGUGCUCCUUCUGAAGAGCAUCAUGUUGAAACUGUUGAAAGCCCCACAACUAGGGACAGUUUUACAUUUAAAUGUAUAUUUUGUGACAGAGUGCUUAGUGCUGUAGACAAUCCAAAGUUACUGGAGUGCCUGCAUAAUUCCUGUUCUAGUUGUAUAGAUAGUAAAUUGUAUGAACAUUCAAAUGAUGGCAUGCCAGCCCAAAUAGAAUGCCCACCAUGCGGCAUUAUAUGUAAUCCAGACAACAUAAUCGAAAAUCAGUUUUUGCUGGAAUUGGCAAGUAAUAAUGAAGAUCCUAACAAAAAUGCUGAUAUGAAAUGUAGUAAUUGUAGCGACGAUGCUGUUGCAACAAGUUACUGUACCGACUGCUCAGAAUUUAUUUGUGAUAAUUGUGUACAAGCGCAUCAAAGACUAAAAAUAACAAAAGAUCAUACCAUAAAACCGAAAGAAGAUGGUUUGGUUGAGUUGCAUUCUGUUUCAAAUGGUGGACCGGCUAAUUUGUUCUGCAUGAUUCAUCCCCACGAAAAGUUGUCAUUGUUUUGUGAGACUUGUGACAAAUUGACUUGUCGAGAUUGUCAGUUGAUUGAACACAGAGAACACAAGUACAAAUUUACUAAUGAAAUUGCGUCUGAAGCUAAAAAGUUUAUCGCUGAAAUGUUGAAAGAUGUAGGAUACAAAAGAGCUUUACUCACUAGUGCAAUGAAAGUAAUAGAUGAUCGUCAAAAUUUGAUAACUGACAAAAAAGGAGCACUUGUUAACGAAAUCACCCAAUUAGUUGUCAAAUUAACAAAUACAAUUAAUGUCCGAGGUAAACAAUUGAUAGCAAAACUAUCAGAAGUAUGCGAGUCAAAGCAAAAAACACUGCAAGAAAAGAAAGUUGCUCUAGAACAAUUAUCCAAAAUGACAGAUCAUUGCAUAGAAUUCACACAACAUGCUUUAACAAAUGGUAGUGACAUGGCAUUAUUAUUUAGUAAAAAAUUGAUGACCGAACAUCUUAAAAGGAUAAAAUGUAAAAGAGCCGAUAUACCAAAUCCUGAAAUACCUGUUAGGAUACAUUUAGCAUUGGAUAAGGUGCCAGACUUGAUUAAAGUAAUGUCAACGAUUGGCCAAAUUGUGGUCGAUGGUCGUGUCUACCCGUCACAGUCAUCAUCUCCAGCAUCUUCUAUACCACCUCAAAGUUCAACAAGUCCUGGACAAGUUCGACCGCCUCAACAACCGUCGCCUAUAAGUCCUCUUCAUCAGUUACCGUCACCAUCGGGCUUUCAAAACACCACUAGGAUGCCCGGUCCUCCACCUUAUUCACAAUAUCAGAGUACUUCACCCUACUCAUCGGGAAUGAAUGUACAAAGUAUGGGACAAAAUCUCGCUCAAGGUAUGGGUCAGAAUAUGGCACAAGGAAUGGGACCAAAUAUGCAAUCAAUGGGACAAGCUAUGGCUCAAAAUCGUUUGCAAAUGGGGCCGCCAGGAAUGAACAACAUACCCCAACCAUUGGCUAAUACCCUCACGCAAUUAAGUAUGAGUCGAAUGCAAAGACCUCAAGCUCUACAGAGAGCUCUUAUGCCUAGAAUGCCAUUGGGGCUCAAUCAACAGCAACAACAGGUUUCAUCGUCAACUCAUCCUCAAGGAAUGCUGGCCGAUCGUAGUAAUUUACGACAUCUUCUUCAGCCUAGUAACGCAAGUAAUACAAAUAACGGAUUCAAUCAUGUUUAUAUACAAACUGGUCCUGGACAAUAUCAGGCUAUACAACCACACAUGGCACAGCAAUUUCAAAAUAGAUUUCCCGGUCAACAACAAAUUAGGUUUUCUCAACAAAAUAAUCAGGUGAGGAUGUUAUUACCAACUCAGCAAAAUCGUAUGCCAGUACAACAACAACAGCAAACACAACAACAAUCGCAACAUCAGCAGCUUCAGACACAACAGCAACAACAGCAGCAGCAGCAACAACGAUUGCCUCAAUACCCAAGUGGAGGAGGUGUUAAAUGGCAUACUCCACAACAAAGUACCACAGAAAACACAAACGGUAACACAAAUCGCAAUAUGACUUUACCAUCAAUAAAUGACAAUUUUAAAAUAACUUUGAGACAACAGACCCCAAACGAUCCAAAUAAGAAUCUACCGGGCACAGUAACGUCGACUAUUCCCAAAACGCCAAGUCCUAAUCACGUCCAAGGAAAAUCCGAUACUGAGAGAAACCUGGAUAAAUUUUGCGAAGAUUCAGUUAAAGAUUUGAUGGCAACAAUUGCCAAGUUAGAUUCGAAUGGCGUGCAAGUCCUUGCCGAAGGAAGGCAAAAGGGCGGAUCGCCGCACGUUGAUAGCUCCACUGGAGAUUCUGGUGUUGGUAGUGUUGGAACUAAAAUAAAAUCAGAAUUAUCUGAAACAAGUAAAGAUGAUCCGAAUGAAGACUGGUGCGCCGUUUGCAUGGAUGGUGGUGAAUUAGUGUGCUGUGACAAAUGUCCUAAAGUAUUUCAUCAGUACUGUCAUAUUCCUAACUUAAGUGUCGAAGAAAAUGAUACUUGGCAAUGCCUAUUAUGUAUGAACUUUGCUGAUAUCCCAGAAAGUAUCUUGUCAGAAAAGAAAGAAGGUGAACUUAGUCUAAAGGAAAAGAAAAUUGCUGAGAGAUUGGUUUUAGAAUUAUACUGUCAGUAUGACCCAAGUUUGCCAUUUAGAGAAGUAAUCGGAGCAGAUAAUGAAGACUAUCAUUCAAUCAUCAAACGACCUAUAGCUUUGGACUCGAUUAGACAAAAAUUAAAUUGGAAUGCAGAUAUACAUUAUCGAAAUAUGGAAGAGUUAGUAAGAGAUGUUCGGUUGAUGUUUAAAAAUGCUUACUUGUAUAAUCCAGUGGAUUCGCAAGUCUACAUGGAUGCAAAAACAUUGGAAAAAUUCUUUGACGAACAACUAGAAAAGUUUCUUCCCGAAUAUGCUUACGAGAUGUUCGAAGAUGAAGAUAGUCAACCACCGACCAAAAAGUUUAGAAGGAUAGUAACAGACUGACAAAUUGUUCAUGGGGCGAAUAAUACCGUGUAUUUCUCCCUAUAACAAAAAAGGAUAACCAAUUCUCCUCAACAAAGCAAAUACAUAAAGUAUGGCCAAUUGGUUAGAAGGGAGUGUGUAUUUUCUGGCUUUCUAUUUUGUUUAUUUGUCUUGUUGUUUUUUUUUGUAUACAAUUAGUUUAUAAGAAUUAAGCAAAUAUGACUUUGUUUUUUAUAAAAAAAUCUUAGGUUUAUUUAUUGUAUUAUUUUAUUAGUAUGUUGUUAUGUCAUGUUUUAAUGAUGUUAUUUAAUGUUAGCUCCGAAAUUCUAGAGUAACGAAAAUAUAUAUCCCAUAUACCUUAUCAUGUAAUUUAUAUAAUAUGCAGUAGUUGACAUUCAAUAGUGCAUAUCUUCGUAAAAAUACACUUCAAAUAAAAAAGC
Messenger RNA from Diorhabda sublineata, 3915 nucleotides. Its product is annotated as E3 ubiquitin-protein ligase TRIM33-like. NCBI's taxonomy places the organism in Eukaryota, Metazoa, Arthropoda, Insecta, Coleoptera, Chrysomelidae. The record is from RefSeq and is a predicted model, not a curated record. The coding region runs from base 236 to 3496 and encodes 1086 amino acids. Gene Ontology annotation, molecular function: zinc ion binding; protein binding. The transcript has 15 exons.